AUGGUACAUAUUCUUGUCGGAUUCUUUGUCUUCAUAACAGGACUUGGAUUAUUGAGAGGAGGAGAGUCUCUAGGGAUCAAUUAUGGGCAAGUAGCCAACAAUUUGCCACCGCCAGAUAAAGUGCUUGAUCUAUUGCAGGCCCUGAAGUUAACAAAAGCAAGAAUUUACGACUCGAAUCCGGAGGUGCUGUCGGCAUUUGCAAACUCUAACAUUGAGCUAAUCGUGACAGUUGAAAAUGAGAUGCUAGCAAGUUUAACGGAUCCUCAGCAAGCCCUUCAAUGGGUUAGCACUCGUAUAAGGCCAUAUUUCCCGGCUACGAGAAUCACAGGCAUUGCAGUUGGAAACGAAGUAUUUACAGGAGAGGACAACACGUUGGUGGCUAGUUUAGUACCUGCCAUGGUCAGCAUUCAUGCGGCUCUGGUGCGUUUAGGACUAGAUCAAUACGUCCAAGUUUCAACACCUAAUUCUCUAGCAGUUCUAGCACAAUCAUAUCCGCCUUCAGCAGGGUGUUUUAGUAGUGAGCUCAAUGGAAUCAUGCCGCAACUUUUGCAGUUUUUGCAGAGUACAAACGCACCUUUUUGGAUCAAUGCUUACCCAUAUUUCGCUUACAAGGACGAUCCAAACAGAAUUCCUCUAGACUAUGUGCUAUUUAACCCUAAUUCGGGGAUGAUAGAUCCUUACACGAAGCUGCACUAUGACAACAUGUUGUAUGCUCAAGUUGAUGCUGUUAUAUUUGCCAUUGCGAGGUUGGGGUUUUCGGGGUUAGAAGUUAGGGUGUCCGAAACGGGGUGGCCAUCCAAGGGUGACACUGAUGAAAUCGGUGCAACUUUGGAAAAUGCAGCCAGUUACAAUAGAAAUUUAAUGAGAAGGCAGUUUGAAAAUGAAGGGACUCCCUUGAGGCCUAACAUGAGACUAGAAAUCUAUGUGUUUGCUUUGUUCAAUGAGGACAUGAAGCCUGGACCUACUUCAGAAAGAAAUUACGGCCUCUUUCAACCUGAUGGAACUAUGGCAUACAAUGUUGGUCUCCUUGCCCUAUCAAGUGCGUCGUCCGCCUCCUCCACAGCAUCCUCCUCGGCAUCUGUUUCUCUGACUUCCUCUGCUCCAAAGGUAAAACUAGUGGGUUAUCAAAGUUUUUUGUACUCGACAGUCUUGUAUUUGCUGGCCCUCCAAAUUCUGCUGAGACGGCAAUCUUAAGGGGAUGGGAAAACAAAGAGAUGUAAAUAUCACCUUUAUGAGGUGAGCAUGUGCUUUCAGCAAUUUGUGACUUGAUCAAAUGGAGAAAAGAAUUCCUUGGAGCCAUCAGGGACCAAAAAAUUCAUGUGCGUAUAACGCAAAAAGCCGAAGGUCAUCCUAUCUUUAAUUUUUCAGCCAACAAAGACUUUCAAACAUGACGAAGCAUGCGUCAGAUGUGCGUCGCCACAAACAUAAAGGGGGGCCAUUUUGCAAUCAUGCAAAUCAGCUGUAAUAGAUCCACAAGCCAUUUAACACAUGGACAUGAUCUCAGAAAAACAAUGGAAGCCCAUUUUCUGGAUCGUAAUCCAGG
Messenger RNA from Coffea eugenioides, 1543 nucleotides. RefSeq names its product glucan endo-1,3-beta-glucosidase 11-like. Bases 1 to 1194 code for a protein of 397 amino acids. Gene Ontology annotation, molecular function: hydrolase activity, hydrolyzing O-glycosyl compounds. Lineage: Eukaryota; Viridiplantae; Streptophyta; Magnoliopsida; Gentianales; Rubiaceae. Gene Ontology annotation, cellular component: plasma membrane. Gene Ontology annotation, biological process: carbohydrate metabolic process. The transcript is spliced from 3 exons. The record is from RefSeq and is a predicted model, not a curated record.